This is a messenger RNA of Aaosphaeria arxii CBS 175.79, 2536 nucleotides long. RefSeq names its product carbohydrate esterase family 4 protein. Gene Ontology annotation, biological process: carbohydrate metabolic process. The transcript is spliced from 2 exons. The record is from RefSeq and is a predicted model, not a curated record. Bases 123 to 2429 code for a protein of 768 amino acids. Gene Ontology annotation, molecular function: hydrolase activity, acting on carbon-nitrogen (but not peptide) bonds. Lineage: Eukaryota; Fungi; Ascomycota; Dothideomycetes; Pleosporales.
CUCUCGCUCAACGUUCCCUCAGUUCGGUACGGUUUUGACACGGUACGAGCCAGCAGCUCUGCCUUGGAGAUUUUCUGAUCUCUGUACAUUCGCUAUUAUACAUUCGCUUCAACAACGCAUCCAUGCUCUUUACUCACUUAAUAGGCCUUGCGGCCGGACUCGCCGGCGGAGUUUCCGCAGCCUGUAGCUCUGCGCUCAAGAUCGAUGACUUUUCCAAAUGGUCGAGCAACACCAACAGCUUGAACUCUUGGACCAGUGACGAUGGCUCCAUGACUUCUUCCUCUGCCAGCGGAGGCGUCCUUUCGUUCAGACCAAAAUCAGGCUCUUACUUUUACGAGACGUUUGCUUGCCAGGCUGCUACGUCAAAUGGCUACAAUUCUGUCCAAUUCACAAUCAAAGGCCCUGCCAGCGGCUCUCUUACUCUCGAAAUACAAACAAAGAGCUCCUGCUCCGCUAGCUCUUACACCUCAUAUUACUACAGCGUGACCGGACUCCUUGGUAACACUCAAACCGUUACUAUUCCCCUCAGUUCCUUCAAUGGCGCCAAUGGCAAUGCUGUCACUGCCUUUGUCUGGUCAGGCUUCUCAAGCACUACAACUACAUGGCAGAUCAGCAACGUUCAAUUCGGCUGCGGAGGUUCUAGCGGGAUCUCAAGCACCCAAAGACCGUCUUCUACACUUGUGACAGCUGUCUCCUCCGUGAGAUCCACGCUUGUUACAUCUGCCCUGCCCUCCGGUACCUGUGCUCCACUUGCUAUCGACGAUUGGGCUUCGCAAUCCCGGUUGACAUUCUUGUUCUACAACUCGCUGAUGAUGCCCACUUCUGAUGAUGGCACAUUUAAGUCAUUGGAGGUUAACAAACCUGCAAAAAAUCGAGUCACUCUUACUCCCAAAGACAAGAACUCAUACUUCUAUACCCAGCUGGGCUGCACGAAUGCUAAGGACAGAUAUGGCGGUAUCUCUCUCCGCAUAAAGGCCCCGGCUGGCACCACAUUAUCCGUGCAACUCGAAUCUUCGGCAAGUUGCGAUCCUGCCUCCACGAUCGUUGGUGGCCAAACCUCUACCCAGCUUGGCUGGUCAUUCGACGGAACCGAGAAAGUGUAUACCAUUCCAUUCUCUAAGUUCCCGUCGGUUGACACAAGCAAACUUGUUACACUAUUUUUCUCCCAAUUCUCUCAAGCAGUUUCCUUUGGUCCAGUGGCCUUCUACUGCGGAAACAGUGGCGCCGAGUACAUUGUCAGCACAACGACUCCUCCUGCUGGCCCUUCUUCGACGGUUGCUGCUCCCUCAGGCACUGCUGCUGCUCUUGUCAUCGACCGUUUCGCCACUGCCAGCCAGAAUGCCCUUGGGUUCUGGCAUGGUGGUGAUGAGGGCAUGACUCUCAACUAUAAUGGCGGAAAGCUCACCAUCACCUCUGCCGAUGCUGAUUACUCGUUUUACACUCAAGUAUCAGGAUCAUGCAGUGACUUUUCCAAGUACAAGGGUUCCUACCUGCACAUUGCCUAUUCCGGCAGCACUUCUUUCACUGUUGCCCUCCAACAGCAUAACAGCCAGUGCAAUGCUAACAUUGCGCCAUUUCCUGAGACCUGGGACUCUGCAGAGGCCAGCCGCUACGCCAAGGAUGGGCACAUCUACAUCCCAAUGAGUCACUUCAACGUCAACCUCCAGCGCACUAUUGGUCUCGCUAUUAAGGGAUUCUACUCUGCCAGCUCAGUCACGCUUUCUGUGAUCGAGAUCGUGCCUUCUGUCCCCCGCGGCUGGACUGUUCCCAACAAGCUCGAGACUGGUGACCUCGUCUUCGCCUGCAAGCGUCCUAACUCUUUCGCAUUCGCCAUUGAUGAUGGAUCCCCAGAGUAUGCGCAAGAAGUUAUGAACAUUAUCAAGAGUGAGGGGAUCAAAGUUACAUUCUUUACCGUUGGAGCGCCUCUCCUAGACGCUUCUACCAACCUUACCAAUGUAUACCGCGAGAUGGAAUCUCAGGGUCAUCAAAUCGCCCUUCAUUCCUUCACUCAUCCUAAAAUGGAGGGCCUUCCCGACUAUGCCUCUAUCGAUUGGGAAUAUAAUGAAGACAUUAAAGCUGUCAAGAAGCAACUCAACAACCUCCACAGUCCCUAUUUCCGCCCUCCCUUUGGCAACGAAGGUGCCCGCAUGCGAUCUCGCCUCGCGCAGUCUCUUGGCGAGAAGCCCACCAUAACAAUGUGGUCCGUUGAUGUCGAGGACUGGCUCUGGGCCGAGACCGACACUCCAGAGGAACAACUCAAGGCAUUCCAACGAGAUGUUGACAAGGGCGGUAACUUGGUGGUUCUCCAUUAUCUCUACCCAUCUACUGUAUCCUACCUCAGGCAAUUCAUUCAGAUUGCCAAAGCUACUGGGAAACAGCUGAUGCGCGUUGACCAAUGCAUGAACGAUCCCAACGCACCUCCACUAUGAAUAGGCAAUCGAGCAUCAACGCCUAAGAUGGGGAAAAAGGUGUUGGAUGGUGAGCGUGGAGGAUGUUUGUUAUUUAAUGCGUGCUGGUUAUAUCAAUUAAUAAUAAG